Messenger RNA from Mesocricetus auratus (golden hamster), 2027 nucleotides. RefSeq names its product coenzyme Q10B (gene Coq10b). The record is from RefSeq and is a predicted model, not a curated record. Gene Ontology annotation, biological process: cellular respiration; ubiquinone biosynthetic process. Gene Ontology annotation, molecular function: ubiquinone binding. Bases 554 to 1141 code for a protein of 195 amino acids. Gene Ontology annotation, cellular component: mitochondrion. The transcript is spliced from 5 exons. Lineage: Eukaryota; Metazoa; Chordata; Mammalia; Rodentia; Cricetidae.
CCGCUGUGAGUUCGAGACCAACCUAAGUUACAAAGUGAGACCCUGUCUCAAGACCAAAAAGCAAAAUUCAUAUUUGAAAUGAAUAGUAUGUAUACGUUAUGGAGGAGAAAGCACAGAUCUUGGUGAGCUUCAGGAGAUUUCAGUUGAAGACUUUAAAAUAGCAGCAAAGAGGCGGGACCUAGUAUUUGAGGUCUACCUGGUCUGCAUAGCUAAUUCCAGACCAGCUAGAACGACAUGGUUAGAUCUUGCCUCAAAAACAAAUAAAAAGUAUCAGCAGUGCUCCACCUCCAAACCCCACAGAAUUUGUUGAAACUAAGUGAAAUCAGAUAGUUAUCUUCAACUCAUAGCUUUCCAAACAGGACAUAACCUCCUUAUACUUCAGAUCUGCUUAUAUUACUCAUUAAAUGCUCAUUUGUUGCCUGUAGUCUGAGGCUUGUGCUCAGGAUGUCCAGACCAGCUUGGGACGUAUUGAGACACUGGAUGUCAAAAAGAAACAGAAAAAAACAACCCAGAACGGCAACAUAAAUGAUACUUAGCUUCCUGUGGUAUACUGAUGAACAGAACUCUACCACCGCAUACCUCAGGUUUGCCUAAAGAGAUCUAUGCAAGAACAUUCUUCAAAAUCACUGCACCAUUAGUAAAUAAACGGAAAGAGUACUCAGAGAGAAGAAUUAUAGGAUACUCAAUGCAAGAAAUGUAUGAUGUGGUAUCAGGAAUGGAAGAUUAUAAGCAUUUCGUUCCUUGGUGUAAAAAAUCAGACAUAAUAUCUAGGAGAUCUGGGUAUUGUAAAACCCGAUUAGAAGUUGGGUUUCCUCCUGUUUUGGAGCGGUAUACAUCAGUUGUAACCUUGGUAAAACCACAUUUAGUAAAGGCAUCUUGUACUGAUGGGAAACUUUUCAAUCAUUUGGAGACUAUUUGGCGUUUUAGCCCAGGUCUUCCUGGCUAUCCAAGAACUUGUACCUUGGAUUUUUCAAUUUCUUUUGAAUUCCGCUCCCUUCUGCACUCUCAGCUUGCUACACUGUUCUUCGAUGAAGUUGUGAAACAAAUGGUAGCUGCCUUUGAAAGAAGAGCAAGUAAACUGUAUGGUCCAGAAACAAACAUUCCUCGGGAAUUAAUGCUUCAUGAAAUUCACCACACCUAACAGGAAAAUAAGAGCUGGCACCACCUACUUUUAACUAGCUUAUUUACUUUUAGGAAGUCCUCUCACCGUCCACUGAGAAGUCAGGAAGCAUUUGUUAAGCUUGCCUUGAUUCUAAACCCACUUGCUCCAUUGAAAAUGUGUGCAAUGAAUAUGGACCCUCUUGUACAUAGAAUUAUUUCUUCUUCAAUCAAGUGUAACUCAAAGUAAUGUGUACAUUUGCAGGUUCUACCUUUAUAAUAAUGGUUGUCAUCACUGUUGCUAGGAUACUGCAUCCCUCGUUUGAGUGGGAAGUGGAACUAAAGUCUUUUAAUUAUCCCCUUACGUGAAAGGGUAGGUAAGAUACAGUGUGUGUUAUAUUAGCCAUAUCAUGUUUAAGUUAUUAGGUUCAGGGUAUUUGUAACUUAUUGAUAUUGGGCCUGCCAUAUGGCUUAGGAUAUUUGAAUAAUCAUAUAUUUAACAUUAAGACUUUGAUUUAAAGUACUGCUAAUGAAGUCUUAGCACUUUGAUAUUUUUAGUUGUACUUGUAGGUAGCAGUAGAUAAUUCAGUGUAGUUGGGAAGUAGCUCCCAGAUGCACUGAGUAGGUUUUUGUUUUGUUUUUUGUUUUUGGUGAGUGGUCCAGAGCACCAAGCUACUUUUCCAAACAUUUGAAACCUCCCCUCAGGUGCUUUGCCUGCACUUUCAAAAUGCUAAUUUUGUGUCAAAAUCUUGUCUGCCACUGUAGGUAGCAGAUAAAUAAGUUAAUUAAUACUCCUCUGCACUGCACAUCCCAUUUUCUAUUUAUUGUGCAUAUUCGCUUUCAAUAAUAUUCUAAACUGUUAUUUUUUUUAAAACAAAUCAAUGUAAGCGCUGAAGUGACUUAAUAAAGCUAAUUUGUUUAUUUUUGUA